Molecule: messenger RNA, 1236 nt
Organism: Fraxinus pennsylvanica
Lineage: Eukaryota; Viridiplantae; Streptophyta; Magnoliopsida; Lamiales; Oleaceae
Source: the annotation of a GenBank genome assembly
AUGAUGAGAGAAAAGAGAGGGGAAAAUCUGUGCGUUACCGUGCCGACUUUGUUCCGGUGCCCGAUUUCAAUGGACGUGAUGAAAUCUCCGGUGAGUCUAUGCACCGGCGUCACAUACGAUCGCAGCUCCAUCGAAAAGUGGCUAUCUCUAGGACACACUACCUGUCCCGCCACCAUGCAAACCCUCCUCUCCACCCACACCACCCCAAAUCUCACCCUUCGCCGCCUCAUCCACCUCUGGCUCUCACACCCCGACCCAGCCCACGCGCCGCCACUGCCGCUGCCGACGUCGUUCUCCAAACAACAAGUCAGGGAAGUCAUCAGUGGCGCAUUAAACUGCGAUUCUCUAGCGAGAAUUAUUGAUUUUAUGAAGGUUUCGGAGGAUAAUUUGAAGUUUAUAGAAUUUUCUGACGAUGCAGUUUCUACUUUUUUUGAGCUUUUCGGAAAUUGUAAAAAAAUUGAGAUUUGUGAACUGAUUGUUGAAAUUCUGGAUUUGAUUUUAUUGGAAAAUAGAGCGAAAGAGAAAUUUAAUAGCUUGAUUUUGAAGAGCGAUGUGGAUUGUUUAUCGUCGUUUCUUUUGGUGCUAAGGGAAGGUAGCCUGACAUCGAAGAUUAAAUCGGCGAGGAUUUUGGAGUCAAUCGCAUUUAAUUCAGAGUCUGAACGUAAGAUUGCAGAAAAGGAAGGGAUACUGUACGAACUGUACACAUUAAUCGCCGUAAAAAACGACCGGCUUGCAAUCCAAGCCGGUUUAUCUGCUUUAUUAGCUAUUUCAACAUCCAGGCUGGUUCGGAAGGAGUUAAUCCGGUUCGGAAUAGUAAAAAUAGUAGGGGAAAUCCUCUCCAUUUUUGACUUUUCAAGUACGGUUCGUCCGGUCAUUGAGAAAUCUCUAGGAUUAGUGGAAGUGGUUGCCACGUCUACGGAAGGGAGGGAGGCGAUUAGUGAAGACGAGAAAUGUGUGGUGGAGAUUGUAAAGAGGCUGAUGAAAUGCUCCAGCGUAGCGACGGAGCACAGUAUUACGGUGAUCUGGAGCUUAUGUUGCUUGGCUCGUGAUCGAACGGCUCAGGAGAAGGUGAUGAAAGUCAAUGGGUUGACUAAAGUACUACUGGUAAUGCAGAGUGAUUGCUCGGUGAGUACAAGACAGAUGUGCAGGGAAUUGGUCAAAGUUUUGAGGGCGAAGAAUUCAAAAUCUUGCUUGGCUAGUUAUGAGACUAGGACCACUCACAUUAUGCCUUAUUGA